AUGGCUGACUACUCACCUUUAAGCACCUCUGAAGAACAACCUUCUCAGUUACAGAACAAACGAGAAUUCAAAUUAAAUUAUUUUGCUAUUUUUUUUUUCCUCGCAGUUGGGAUCACUCUUUGGACCUCUAUUCCUUCUUUAGUAUAUUUAUUUAGCGACACACCAGAACAAUCGUUACCAAUAGAGCCUACGCGAGUACCAACAGUUCCUACACAUACAAUUCCUGUUCCUGAUUCUGAUUCAUCAAAACAGCAUCCAGAGAUGACUAAACGAAUUAUUUCCGUUUAUUUCACAAGUUGGAGUAUUUAUGCUCGUGAGUUCAAUGUAAAAGACCUCGAUGUGACGAAAAUUUCUCACAUCAAUUAUGCAUUUGCAAAUUUGGAUGCUGAUGGAAAUGUUAAAAUUGGUGAUCCCUGGGCUGAUACAGAUAAGCAUUUUGAUGGUGAUUCUUGGAAUGAAGGAGGUAACAAUUUGUAUGGUAAUUGGAAACAAUUGGGUUUACUAAAAAAGAGGAAUAGGCAUCUUAAA
Molecule: messenger RNA, 528 nt
Organism: Dentiscutata erythropus
Lineage: Eukaryota; Fungi; Glomeromycota; Glomeromycetes; Diversisporales; Gigasporaceae
Source: the annotation of a GenBank genome assembly